AUGUAUUUUCUUCAAUUAAUUGAUUCAUAUUGCGGUCCAUUAAUGUGUUUCCUUUCUGCAACUUGUAAUCGCAAAAAAGGAAUGAAAGAUGUUAACGUCUGGCAAAUUCCUUUCAAAACUCAAUUUUACAAUUUUCUUCUGACGUUACAUGACAAGAUGAUGUGUCCAGAUUGCAUUGUGUUCUGCUAUUGGUUCUGUAUGGCUCUAGCAAUUUAUGGCCUAACUGAAGCUGUCAAUGAAUUUUUCUGGACUUAUCGAAGAAACUUAAAAUUUUGUGGUGCAUUAUCACAUAUUUUUACUUCAACAUUCUUUGUACUUGGACUCCUGGGCUUACAAGAUGAACUCAUGUUUCCCUGGGUUAUCUUGGUUGGCUCGAUUAUCUUAGAAGUCUUUUUUUCCUGGACGUUUAUCGCAGCUGGCGAACCGAACACACAAAAACCGAUGCUGUCAUUGAUUUUUCUCUUGUAUCGAUUGGCCAUAUCAUUGCACAUGAUAAUGACGAUACGCAAUUGGAAUCAUCACAAGAAGAAUCCUCCAGCCGUCCAAACUGCUAUCAAGAAUUUAACUUCUCAAAAAUUCUUUGUUAUUUCAUACUGGUUGAAUAUUGUCUUCGCUGUAAUUGGAAUUGGAGAAGCAUUGAAAGAGCUUUACAGAAUUUUAAGCACACCUAAUUAUCAGUCAAAAAUAUUUGGAAGCCGAGAAAUUAAUUGCGUUUCAUUGAAGAAUCAAAGACUCUUAAGAAUCGUUGGAUUGCUUUCAAACAUUGCUUUGCUUCUGAUGUUCAUCUAUGGUGUCAUUACAUUCCGUCCACAAUUCAUCUCUCUCUGGAUCUUCUCACAAAAAAUUCUCGUAAUGUUGGAAAUAAUCAUAACAAUCUUAACUGCAAUCAUAUCGAGAAGCUUCAAGCCAGAAAAUUUCUUUUUCUUGAUAUUCAUGAUACUUCGAAUCAAAAUUGCAAGUUAUACAAAGACCGAAAUGAUUGAAGCACUCACGCUUAUAAUGAAAAAUUUGCAGGUGUCGGAUGAAAUGUCACAAAGGACAUUAAAAUUCCUUACAAUUUAUUGCGCAAUAACAAUACUCGAUUCUCUACGCUUCUGA
This is a messenger RNA of Clunio marinus, 1098 nucleotides long. Lineage: Eukaryota; Metazoa; Arthropoda; Insecta; Diptera; Chironomidae. The record is from the annotation of a GenBank genome assembly.